Funneliformis mosseae is the source of this 1461-nucleotide messenger RNA. The record is from the annotation of a GenBank genome assembly. Lineage: Eukaryota; Fungi; Glomeromycota; Glomeromycetes; Glomerales; Glomeraceae.
AUGACGAAAUAUAAUCAAACCUUACUUUUAUUUUUCGUCAUAACUGCUGUUUUUAGUUGUUUUAGCAAAGUAAAUGCAGCAGCUAUCUUAUCAGAUCUACAGGCUAGAUCCAUUCAAAGUCCGCAGGACGGAACUACAACUCCUGUAACACCAAAAGAACCAAAAGCAUUCUAUUAUAAUCAGACCAUGGAUCAUUUUAACAAAAAAUCGAAAAAAUUCUUUCAAAAAUAUUAUGUAAAUUCAACUUUUUAUAAAGAAAGUGGUCCAAUAUUUCUUUACACACCUGGAGAAUCCGGAAUUGAACCAUCGAUAACAACGUUUUCAUUCAUUAGUGAAUUGGCGGCAAAUUUAAGUGGACUUUUAAUAAACAUUGAACAUAGAUAUUAUGGCGAAAGUUUUCCAUCAAAUGAUUUUAAAUAUUUAACAAUAGAUCAAGCAUUAUUUGAUUUUGCAAAUUUCAUAAAAAAUCCACCAGAAGUUUUAAAAAUUCCUAAAGACGCUAAAUGGAUAACCGUAGGAGGGUCUUAUGCAGGAAAUCUGGCAACGUGGAUGAGAAAAACGUUCCCAAAAGACGUAUUUGCAGCUUAUGCAUCUUCGGCUCCAUUAGAGGCAAAGUUAGAUUUCUUUGAAUUCGAUCAAAGAGUAUCUAAAGCUUUACCUUGUGCGAAAAAUAUUUCGGAUGCAUUUAGUUUUGUAUUUGAUCCUAUUCUGACGUCCGGUAAUGAGUCGGCUAUCUUAGAAUUGAAGCAGACAUUUGGUUUAGAAAUGAUCGAAGAUAACCGAGAUUUUGCAUCCGCGUUAAGUCAUCCUACUGCUACCAUUGUACAAGAAUAUGUUCCCCCUCAAUCAUCCGAACAACUUGAUAAUAUCUUGGCUAUUUGUGGCCCGUUUGCUCAAGCUCCCGAAUCCCCAGAAACUUCUGCAUUUAUUUACACAGAAGGAGUUAAAGCAUUCUUAAAUAUUACAGGCCUAACCACCCCUGAAGCUAAAAUUAAAGCAUUUGCAACGACUGCGAUAAAUGCGAAAGGAAAUAAGGAUUUGGCUUCCUUUACUUAUCAGUAUUGUACUGAAUUAGGUUAUUAUCAAACCGCUCCAAAAAAUCCUUUGCUAUCAAUUCGUUCAAAAAUUAUAGAUAUCAGUUAUUAUCAAGGACAAUGUGAUUUCAUAUUUCCCGGAAUAGUUUCUUCUCCAAUGAUUAAUAGAACAAAUAAGAAAUUUGGUGGUUUUAAUGGAAAUUUCUCGAAAACCAUUUUCGUUAAUGGUGACAUGGAUCCUUGGACUGCGUUAAGCGUUAGUAGUGAUUCGGUUAAUCCAAAAACCGCCGAAGAAAAUAGUAUUUUCCUUAUUAAAGGUGGUUCUCAUGUAACUGAAUUUGAUCCACCUUUACCUUUUGACUCUGACUCAUUAAAAGAAUCGAGGAUUUUUGUUCGUGACACUUUGGCUAAAUGGUUGAACGAGUAG